Pistacia vera is the source of this 1767-nucleotide messenger RNA. Its product is annotated as putative disease resistance RPP13-like protein 1. Lineage: Eukaryota; Viridiplantae; Streptophyta; Magnoliopsida; Sapindales; Anacardiaceae. Gene Ontology annotation, biological process: defense response to other organism. Gene Ontology annotation, molecular function: ADP binding. The transcript has 3 exons. The record is from RefSeq and is a predicted model, not a curated record. The coding region runs from base 1 to 1767 and encodes 588 amino acids.
AUGUCAGGAGGAGGAGGAGGAGAAUCUGUAUUGAAGAAGAUGUUAAUAGUGGAGGAAUGCAUUAAUGUGACGGAAGGAAGAAGAAGAAGAGAAAUUAUGUCUAUCGUUGGUGAGGCCUUUCUGACUGCUUCUAUUGACAUGCUGUUCAAAAAGUUGGAUUCAACUGCACUGUUGCAGUUUGCAAACCAGGAUCUAAUCCAAGAAGAUCUUAGCAAGUGGAAGAAAAUAUUGUUGAAGAUUAAGGCAGUGCUUCACGACGCAGAGGAGAAGCAAGUGAGGGAGGAGACAGUGAAGAUCUGGCUGGCUGAACUUCGGAACUUGGCUUACGACGUGGAAGACAUGCUGGAUGAGUUUGCCACUGAAGCUUUGCGGAGAAAAUUGUUGAAUGAUCCUGAUCAAGCCAGCACAAGUAAGGUACGGAAGCUAAUCCCUUCCUUCUGUAGCUCCUUGAAUCCAAGGACUGUAAAGUUCAAUUCCAUGAUGAUGUCCCAAAUAAAGGAGAUCACUACCAGAUUGCAAGAUAUUGCAACCCAAAAAGACCAACUGGGUUUGAGAGAAUAUUCAGGAGGAAAGUCCAGAAAUGCCAGACAAAGACUACCCACAUCCUCUUUGGUGAAUGAAGCCAAAGUUUUUGGUAGGGAAAGGGAUCACGAGGCAAUAGUUGAAUUAUUGUUGAGGGAUGAUUUAAGUACCGAUGAUGGAAUCCCUGUUAUUCCUAUAACAGGGAUGGGUGGGGUGGGCAAAACAACUGUUGCUCAACUUGCUUAUAAUGAUGUUAGAUUGGAAGGACAUUUUGAUCUUAAAGCUUGGGUUUGUGUUUCGGAAGAAUUUGAUGUUAUCAGGAUCACAAAAACAAUCCUACGUUCCAUUCACAAAACUAUAAAUAAGGGAGACGAGAAAGAUUUUAACAAGCUUCAAGAGGAACUGAAAAGAAAAUUGUUUAAGAAGAAGUUUUUGUUUCUCUUGGAUGAUAUUUGGAACGAGAAUCCUAAUGAAUGGACUGUCUUACGCCGUCCAUUUGAAGUUGGGUCACCAGGAAGUAAGAUUAUUGUCACAACUCGUAAUGAAGGUGUUUCGACAAUGAUGGGUACUCUUCCAGCCUAUCCAAUGAAAGAGUUGUCAAAUGAAGCUUGUUUGUGUAUAUUCACACGGUGUUCAUUGGGAAGAACAGAUUUUAGUAUGCAUCAACACUUAAAAGGCAUUGGCAAGAAGAUAGUAAGCAGGUGCAAUGGCUUGCCUUUGGCAGCGGAAACCUUCGGUGGCCUUUUACGUGGUAAACUCAACUAUAGUGAUUGGGAAGAAGUGUUAAAUAGCAAAGUAUGGGAUUUACCAGAAGAGAGAAGUAACAUUAUGUCAACUUUGAAGGGUUAUGAAUUUCCAAAAGAGGAGAUUAUUUUGUUAUGGAUGGCUGAGGGCCUGUUGCAGCAUAAAGAUAAAAAGAAGCAGAUGGAAGAUUUUGGUUGCAAGGUUUUUCAUGAUCUAAAAUCAAGGUCAUUUUUCCAACAAUCAAGUAAGGAUAAAUCACGAUUUGUGAUGCAUGAUCUCAUCAAUGAUCUUGCUCAAUGGGCUGCAGGAGAAAUAUACUCUAGGAUGGAUAAUAAGUUGGAUCUUGAUGUCGGACAAUGUGGAGUUUCUAAACUCUUCGCUAUUUAUCUUAUAUUCAUGAACCAUAUGAUGGUGUUAAAAGGUUUGAGGCCUUCUUUGAUGCCAAAUUCCUACGAACCUUUUUACCAGUGGCUUUGGCUAACUUGCAUCGGAGUUAUUUGA